ACACAGAAUUGCAAGGCCUAGAUAAUUACUUACAUGAUUAACAGUAAGCACCCGUUUGAUUUAUCAGUUAAUAAUGAUAGAUAAGUUUUCCAUUAAAUCAUUGGUUGUGGGCUAAAAAUUAAAAAAGUCCGAUAAAGAAUAAUGAAAAUGAAUUAGAUUUCAUAAGUGUGUUUGCCGAGUUCAAGUGAUAUUUUGAGUUUCAUUAUCUUCCAUUCAUCCGUCAAAAUGUCAAAUAGCUUCAACACUAAGAAGUAUAAUUUGAAAUAAGAUAAUUGGUUUUAUUUAAAUAUGCGAAAAAUGAAAUUCGUUGAUAAGCUGCCAUUUACGAGCUUUCCUCUCUUUUGCAAAGUAGCUAGUAUUCUAUUGUGGUUUUUGUAUGCUGGCUAUUCGGUGGUUAUUUUCAAUUAACAGUGUAAUUGAUACUUUAGGAACUCAGCGAGGGUUGCCACCAAACUCGUUUCGCAAAGGCAACUGUUAUGAAAACAAAUUUACGAAUCAAUCAAAACAUACGAGCAUCAAAACAUAUCAGGCUCAACUUGUUUUCCCAUCCAAAGGGAUGGACUGGAGUGGAAUGGGAUGGGAUACGAUGGGAUCUGAUAGGAUGGGAGUGCUUGAGAAAAACAUGGCAGCGGAUGAUUUCACCUCGGGGGCAACUACCCCGAACAUCGCUAACAAAAGCCACAACAAAUCAAAAACUAUCACAUUCAUAUUUGUAUUGAGGAUUUCAUUAUACACCGAAGAUCAGAUGCUCUUUGUUUAAAACUUUACCAUAGAAAAUCAGUUUACGUCAUUAGCGAGGCUAUAAUUGCAUAUGACAUACAUAUGUCAUCAUAUGGCACUGGAUUACAUUUUAGGAUCGGACUAAAUUAACCUGUGAAUUUAAUGGCAAUCUAUAGCAUUGUCACUUAUACACUUACCAAACAUUUAAUUCAGUAUAUGAUAAGCUCUCCUUCUUUAAAGUUCCUAUUACUUUAGUCAGGGUGUUCAGAUACAAUCAUUAAACUGAAUUCGAAUCACGACGAACCUUUUACAAUUGAACCCGUGUACUUGUACUUCAUUGCCUUCGUGGGCCUAAUCUGGACCGGGGAGAGGGUAAUUUAGGUGGGCCAGCGGAUUUAUACCUGGCCGGCGAGAAAGGGAAACGCCUAUUAAGCGGCUCAUUGCUUCCGAAUGAGAAUGGAAUUGGGCCAGGCCAAUCUCUUCGUCCUGCCAGACAAGGAUGGCCAUACUAUCUGCUGGGAUGCAAAUGGCGGCGAUGGGAGGUCCUUGAAUAAAUAGCUCGUGUAUGCGCAGCCAGCUCAGCAGUAGCAACUCGACCAUCACAGCGAAAGGAUCGCGCCAGGAUGAGUGACUUCAGCAUCGAGUAUAUUUUGAACCGAGCCGGCGACAGAUACGUGGGCACCAAUGCCUCCUUGGGCGUCCUGCAGCGACUCCGUGCCAGCUUGCCUUUCCAUCCGUACGCCCACCCAGCAUCUUAUGCCUCAAAGGAGUCUGGAGGAUCUCCUCCAGCCUCGGCUGCGGAGGCUCAGAUACCCGUCUACGACUGGCUGCAGUACACCCGUUACCAUCCGCCCAAGUUGCCCAGAGCCCUCCGCCAAAGUGCGCCCGCGAAAAGGACUCCUGGUCGUCUGCCCCGCAUCCCAUUUACUCCGCAGCAGCUGCAGGCCCUGGAAAGUGCCUACAAGGAGUCCAACUACCUGAGCGCCGAGGACGCCAACAAACUAGCCGACUCCUUGGAGCUGACCAAUACGCGUGUGAAGAUCUGGUUCCAGAAUCGAAGGGCUCGCGAGCGACGGGAGAAGCGCGAAAAGGACGAGAGCUGCGACUCCACCUUCUCAUCGAACGCCUCCAGUCCGGAACCGGAAAUGAUCGUUGUAACGUGAGCUGGAGCAUGAUAUCCACGAGGACUGUUUACUGUUACGAAUUUAGUGGCUUUCUGUAAAUACAAAUAAUAGACCUAAGUAGACCCAUAAGCAUAUACAUAGAACAAA
Molecule: messenger RNA, 1991 nt
Organism: Drosophila mauritiana
Lineage: Eukaryota; Metazoa; Arthropoda; Insecta; Diptera; Drosophilidae
Product: homeobox protein MSH-C
Exons: 1
Coding region: 1344-1883 (179 amino acids)
Biological process (GO): regulation of DNA-templated transcription
Molecular function (GO): DNA-binding transcription factor activity, RNA polymerase II-specific; DNA binding
Source: RefSeq, a predicted model, not a curated record